UCGGCCAAGCAUAACACAUCGCCAACACGUUCUUUUUCCAUCAAGCAAAAGAUGUCAAAUCUUUCGUCAAUUGCACAAGAGCAUAUAAUUGAUCCGGAAACAACGUAAUGUCAUCAUUCUUCAGGUCGGCAGCAGACAUUAGCUCCUCCCGCGAAGAAAGUACAGAUAACUCGAGCGAUGAAUCGGACAGCAGUGGCCAGCAAAUCACGAGGGUACGCACUCUAGGGUCAAGUACUGCGGCGGAAGAGCAAUCGGAGCCUGGAGCGACACAGACUCUUGAUCAAGCCUCUCGCAGCUCUAGCUACCAUCGCGAUUUGCUCCUACAUGCGCUGCUGGAAGAACGCUGCUACAGUGAAGCACUAGAGGAUCUCAAGAACUCUGGUGUCAAUGUCGAAAAGAGUCACCCACAAGUCGAUACGCUAGCCAAAGAAAAGUAUGCUCGACUUUCACGACAGCUUGGCAGAUACGGUCUCGAAACUGGUGAUCUGAACUCUGAGCAAUUUGGCCCUCUUCGCCAAACAUACCGGGAUGGUCUUUCUGUUAUCACGCGAAAAUCCGUUGAUCUUCAAACACCGAUUGAGGAGAUUCUGGCACAGUCGCAAGGCAGCAACUUGCCAGGACCACUGCUUCGCUUGAUGGGAGGAAACGAACAUUCGGCGACAAUCGACAUGAGCCGCAGAUUCAGUGAUCUUGCAAUCGCUGGUUCAGACUUACAUGCUCAGCCAAAGUUGCUUGGUAAUGGCAUCCUGCCUGGUCAUCCGCUGCUGAACUCCACACGCUACACAAGAGACUUUGAGGAGUUUGGCAUUCUUGGCAAAGGUGGCUACGGCACGGUAUUCAGAUGCAAGCACAACCUUGAUGGCCGUCACUAUGCAAUUAAGAAGAUUCCUCUCGGACCAAGUCGAAUGCGCAAGAUCCAGGAGAAUGGUCAAGCAGAGCUGGAUCACAUCCUUGUCGAAGUAAGAACAUUGGCCCGCUUGGAGCAUCCGAAUAUUGUUCGAUACCAUAGCGGCUGGAUCGAAUGGGCACCUUUGAUCUCCAAUAAACAGGCGCUGGAGUCCAACGGUCACAAGCUGCUCGAAGCUCCCAAAGAAUCGGAAGAAGAAGAUGAGACUAGUACAUCACAGGGCUAUAGUGGUCGACCAGACGUACCUGCUAUCGAUGUUCAAUUCGGCUACGAUGAUGACGAAGACCCCUUCGAGAUGUCAACUGGCCAAAGCCAGCGUUUUGCAACACAAGAAGAGGAAGGAUCUUACUCCGAAGGCAACCCACUUCAAAAGAUACCGAGUCGAAGUACAGUCGCUUCCGUUAGCGACGAAAGCGAAGUCGAAGUAAUCACGCGCAGAAACUACCCAUCCGAAAGUAGCUACGACACUUCCUCCUUCACGAACAACCAUCACCAAUCAAAUGAGCCAUCACUUGCUCUCCACAUACAAAUGUCGUUGUAUUCAAUGACGCUCUCUGAUUUCCUCGCACCUUCUGUAUAUCCAGUCGGUGCAGAUACCAACGACUUUUCAUCUCUACGUCACUGCUUCCACGCUCACUCAUCACUGGAGAUCCUGGCAUCCGUCAUCGAAGGUGUCGAAUACCUACACUCAGAGGGAAUAGUACACCGAGACCUUAAACCCGGAAAUAUCUUUCUCGCAGUCCGCGAAGGCUCAAAACCUCCUCCCGGAGCUCUGUCACUCUCAAAUUGUUCCUCCUGCCUGUCAGUAAACACACAUCGUCCCUUCAACAUCAGCAUCUGUAUCGGGGACUUUGGUCUCGUCUCCUCCAUCGCGCGCCCGGAAGAUGAGCCUCCCCCCACAGUAGGCGCGUCCACCAAAGCAGUAGGCACGGAGAUCUACCGUCCUUACACUGUUACGAGGAACAAUCACCCCUGUUUGGAUGUCUAUGCAUUGGGUAUCAUCGCGUUCGAGCUGUUGCAUAGAUUCGGCACGAGGAUGGAGAGACAUGAGAUGUUGCAUCGAUUGAAGAAGGGUGAGCUCGCCAAGGAGCUUGAUGAUGAUAUCGGGUGUCGGGGUAUGCAGGAGUGGAUCCUGAACAUGGUGGAGGCAAACGAGAGUGAUUGUCCUACAUGGGAGCAGUUGAGAGAGAGCUUGCAAAAGAUGCUUGAGCAAUGCAAAAAGUCUCAAGGCAAGGGCAAGAGAAAUAUAUGAGGAUGUACCACUCGACAGAGAAGCAAGAAGUACUCAGCACAUCAUCCGACCUCCAAAGCCAAAACAGCGUAAGAAACAUCAUUCUGUUCACUCAUCCUGCAUAUACACACAACUCUCUCUACAAGACCAUCACACCGAUCGCAGCUGCCACUACAACGACUGCCGUGCUUCCCAAGCCAAUUCGCCUUCCCGCUCCACCCGUCGAAGCAGCAGCGA
Messenger RNA from Aureobasidium subglaciale EXF-2481, 2375 nucleotides. RefSeq lists its product as uncharacterized. Lineage: Eukaryota; Fungi; Ascomycota; Dothideomycetes; Dothideales; Saccotheciaceae. Gene Ontology annotation, molecular function: protein kinase activity; ATP binding. Bases 108 to 2159 code for a protein of 683 amino acids. The record is from RefSeq and is a predicted model, not a curated record. Gene Ontology annotation, biological process: protein phosphorylation. The transcript is spliced from 3 exons.